Molecule: messenger RNA, 1362 nt
Organism: Gastrolobium bilobum
Lineage: Eukaryota; Viridiplantae; Streptophyta; Magnoliopsida; Fabales; Fabaceae
Exons: 2
Coding region: 1-1362 (453 amino acids)
Source: RefSeq, a predicted model, not a curated record
AUGAAGAAUAUUCCCUUUGACGCAGUACCUCUCAUAUAUAGCAGCCUGCAAAAGGAAAUCAAAAAGACUAUUGUCUACCUUCCUUGCUUAAUCACAAAGCUCUGUUUGAGGGCCAAGGUCAAGACUUAUGAAGAUGAAGACCUAGUGGUAGGGUCUGUCAUCGAUUUCAAAACGUGGAAUGGUCUGAGGACCACUGACAGUGAAACAGAUAUUCCAGGCCUUGAGGCCCCAAAGAAGACAACCACGAAGGCCACCCCUUCAAAAUCAUCCACUUCUGCCUACACUCAGGCAAGACGAACCGUUCCACCUCCCACCAAGGUGAAGAAGGAAGCCCCUGCUGCUACUGAGAGCAAGCAGGGAAAAAAGAAGUGCCCUGCCAAAGCUCCCCCAAGAAAGGGGGAACGUUCCAGUCAGAGGCUGAAGAUAACCUUCAGCAGCAUCAAAAGGCCAGAGGGACCAUCCUCUGAGAAACCUAUCACCCUCUCUGACAAGGAGGGGGACAGUGAAGACAAUGAGCCUGUUGCAAAAAGGCUUAAAACUGAAGGAACGUCAAAAUCCACACCAGCUACUAGGGAGACAUCCUCAAGUAGCUCCGCUUCUAAUUCCUCUGACGUUCCGUCCCCUCCACCAUCACCUGCUCAUUCUUCACCACCACUAGUGAUCCAACAACCCUUUCCUAGGCAACAAGAAGGAGAGGGAAUGAGAGAAACAGAUGCAGCACCUGCUGUACAAGAACAGGUGGCUGAGCAACUCAGCCUGGGAGGGCCCCUCUCUUGUCCCAUCAUCCGUCCCGACACUUCUGGGGACGAGGCCAUUGCUAGGGCUCUAGCAGAAGAAGAGGGCAUGGAAGUCCCUCUACUGAUAGAGGAACAAACAACAACUGCCCCCUCUUCCUCAAGAAUACAGGAGGUUGCUGUCAGGCAAGCACCUGAAGAACCUCCAGCUUUUGACAACAGCAACCAGAAGAAGAAGAAGCCAUCUUCCCCCAUUCCAGCAAUCCUCAUUGGCUCAAGGAGAAAAUCCCAUAUAGGGAUUGCUGAACUGUUUGAAAUGUUGGGAAAGAAGAUGGAGAAGUUGCUGCCUGAAACUCCAUCCGUUCCCCAUAUCAACAUGACUGAUACCACUGAAGAGUUGAAGGCUCUUAGGAACAGAAUGGAUCAACUCUCUUCUGCUAUCAAUAAGUUCCAGGAACAACAGAGAACAGAAAGAGAGCAGCUCCUUAACACCAUCAGAGACAGCAUCAGCAGCAUCAGGGCUGCACCUUCUGCACCAACCUUGCAAGCUGUCAGGGACGAAAUCAAGAAAGGAUCUGAAUCCCUGCAACUUGCUUACUCCCUGCACAACACUAGAGUUGAGCUAUAG